Molecule: messenger RNA, 1228 nt
Organism: Aspergillus campestris IBT 28561
Lineage: Eukaryota; Fungi; Ascomycota; Eurotiomycetes; Eurotiales; Aspergillaceae
Product: methionyl-tRNA formyltransferase
Exons: 3
Coding region: 59-1228 (389 amino acids)
Biological process (GO): conversion of methionyl-tRNA to N-formyl-methionyl-tRNA; biosynthetic process
Cellular component (GO): mitochondrion
Molecular function (GO): methionyl-tRNA formyltransferase activity
Source: RefSeq, a predicted model, not a curated record
GUCAAAGCGUCAUGCUGUCUGUGCUAAUUGUUGAUCAGUGCUACGAGUGAUAUUCAUUAUGUUUCUCCUGCGCAGCUCGGGAAUCCUGUGCGCAUCCACCCGAACGCGUCCAUUGAUUGCGCUUCCCUCCCUGGCGCGACGGUGGUACUCCACGUCGAAACCGCAUGAGCCGCUGCGGAUCUUGUUCUGUGGAUCUGAUGAGUUCAGCAUCGCGUCGUUGGAGGCGCUCCAUCGGGAGCACGUCCGAGAGCCCACGCGCAUCUCGUCUAUCGAUGUAGUCUGCAGGCCGGGCAAGCGGGUCGGCCGAGGGUUGAAGAAGAUCCGUGAGGUCCCUAUCAAAGCGGUGGCCUCCAAAUUGUCUCUACCGAUCCAUGAGAUCGAUACAUUUCGUGGCUGGACGCCGCCCACCCCGGUGAACCUCAUCGUCGCCGUGUCCUUUGGCUUAUUCGUGCCAUCGCGGAUCCUGAACGGUUCCACGUAUGGGGGGCUUAAUAUUCACCCUUCACUUCUCCCCGACUUCCGGGGCCCCGCGCCGCUGCACCAUACCCUCCUCGCUGGCCGACGGACCACGGGCGUGACUCUGCAGACCUUACACGUCAAACAUUUUGACCACGGCGUUAUCCUGUCGCAGACCCCGCCGUUACCAAUCCCGAAUCCCGAUUCGUGUACGGUCCCCGAACUGUUAGAUCUGGUGACCCCCACGGGUGCCAACCUACUAGUGGAGGGGAUCCAGAAAGGCCUCUUCGUGCCGCCGCUCGAGGAUGUCGGCCCGACGCGGGACGAUGCGUCGCUCAUCCACGCCGCCAAGAUCACGCCGGAAGACCGCCAUGUUGACUGGGCGAAUUGGACCGCAUUGGAGAUUAGCCGGCGAAUGCGGGUGCUCGGUCCGCUCUGGAGCAACGCACUCGCCGCCGACACCUCGGGGGAGACGCCUACGUUCCGGCCGCGACGAGUCAUCUUCACCGAGCUCGAGGAGGUCGAACCCCCGAAGGGUUGCGAGAUGCUGGUGGUGAUUCCCGGCGUGCCUUUUGUCGAUGAUACCCAGCCGAAGCCGACGGAUCGAGGACUCUAUGUGUAUACGCGCGACGGGAAACUCAUCCGCGUCCGACAGAUGAAAGUGGAAGGAGAACAGAACGCGGAUGUGGUGCGGGCCGCGCUCAAAGCGAAAAUGGUGGGCCCGCGAACUCUCCGUUCCGGCUACACCCCGUUCUACAAUCCGCUGCAAUGA